AUGUCUUCCGAACGGAUCUUGGCUGUGACUGCCAGACUGACCAUACACGGACAUCGGCGCUUCUUGCUCGCUGGCUCGCCGUCCGUCCGCCUCCGCACGACGCUCGUCACAGUCCCGCACCGCUCACAGUCCACCACCGCCGUGGCAAUUAGCGAUCCGCUUGUUGCAUACCAGACCUUGGUCAAGUCGGGACGCUUGCAAACCGAUGAGUCACAGUUCAGAGCCGCUAUACAUCUGCACAAGCUUUAUGAAAGACUUCUGGAUUACCGCCCGCCUGUGGAUUUUCAGAAAAAGUUGGCUCUCUUGAAUACAGAGCUCCUUAAAAAGAAAGAUCCAGAUCCAGCUACGAGGAAGUCGUUCUUGGAUUGGCUUGGUCGGAAGGAUCCAUUGCAACGAGAAAGUCUCGCUCUCGUCCGAAUCUUAUCCCAAGAGGAGGAAGUAUAUAAGCUUUCGACCCCACGAGGGCUAAUCCUUUGUGGUGAAGUAGGCACGGGAAAGAGUAUGCUCAUGGACCUAUUCAUGAAUAGUUUUCCGAGCCGUACCAAGCGCAGGUGGCACUACCAUAACUUCAUGGCAGAAAUGUAUCGACGGCUACACGUCGCACAGCAGACCCAAGCAUAUCGAGAUUUUGGAGAUGAAUACUGCCUGCUUCGCAUCGCUCGAGAUGUUCUCGAAGAAUCCACUGUUCUGGCGAUAGAUGAGUUCCAACUCCCAGAUCCCGGAGCAGCAGCUAUAGUACGCAACUUCUUCCUGUAUUUCUUCCGCCUCGGAGGAGUGCUUGUUGCGACCAGUAACCGGCUCCCUGAUAACCUAUACGCUACCGGCUUUGGUACAGACGCGUUCAACUCGUUCGCCAAGAUCCUAAGCUCGCGAUGCGAGGUUUAUGAAAUGCACAGCGAACUAGAUUAUCGGAAGAACAGGGCGGAAGACGAAUCUGCUCCCUACUUCUGUCUCCACGGACACGAUGAUAUUCGAUGGACGGAAACAGUCAACAGGCUGCUGGAUGGGAAAGAAUGUAGCGAAACGAUUCUCCAGGUUUAUGGUCGUCCUGUACACGUUGCUCAAGCUUAUGGAGACACAGCAUAUAUGACCUUCAACGAGCUAUGUGCAAGAAACCUGGGCGCUGCAGACUACAUUUCCAUUGCUAGCAGGUUUCCCACGCUCAUUCUCGAUGAAGUUCCCGUGAUGAGCCUUCUGAUGAAGAAUGAAGCAAGGCGCUUCAUCACGCUUAUUGACGCCCUUUACGAGUCACGCACCAAGCUUUUGGUACGAGCCGCAGCCGAGCCUGAGGAACUCUUUUUCCCGGAAACGACCACAGUAACCGAUGAGGUGUCAAACGAACAAGAACUAUUGAAAGAAGUAUAUGCCCGUGCGCAUAUUGAUACGACUUCACCUUACCGCCCAAAUGUGACCUCCUACGACACUCGAACUGGGGAAUCGUUCAAAUCGCUUUCGCCCACGACCUCUGCUGUUGAUUACGGACAAUUGAACAAAUUCACUGGCGAAGACGAGAAGUUUGCAUUCAAAAGAGCCGUGUCAAGGUUACAUGAAAUGAAGUCUGAGCGGUGGUGGGAAAAUUGCGAAUGGAUGCCCGUUUCGCACAGGACUUGGGAGGUGGAGCGCGCGGAAGGAGCGCUAGGCAGCGCGACACGGCAGCAGGAACAGCUGGCGACCGCGGCCGAGGAUAAGGAAGCAAACAUAUUCAGCCCGUUCAGGAAGACGCCAGACCCGCCACCGAAAAUCUCUAACGUUCAUAUGUGGGGCACAGUGGAUAAUUGGGGAAAGAAGGCAGGCUUUUGGGGUCUUGGAUCGAAGAUUUACAGGGAGAAGUCCAAAUGA
Saitoella complicata NRRL Y-17804 is the source of this 1839-nucleotide messenger RNA. RefSeq lists its product as uncharacterized. NCBI's taxonomy places the organism in Eukaryota, Fungi, Ascomycota, Saitoellomycetes, Saitoellales, Saitoellaceae. Bases 1 to 1839 code for a protein of 612 amino acids. Gene Ontology annotation, cellular component: cytoplasm; mitochondrion. The transcript has 5 exons. The record is from RefSeq and is a predicted model, not a curated record. Gene Ontology annotation, molecular function: ATP binding; ATP hydrolysis activity.